Molecule: messenger RNA, 3104 nt
Organism: Phacochoerus africanus (Common warthog)
Lineage: Eukaryota; Metazoa; Chordata; Mammalia; Artiodactyla; Suidae
Gene: PIWIL4
Product: piwi like RNA-mediated gene silencing 4
Biological process (GO): regulatory ncRNA-mediated gene silencing
Cellular component (GO): P granule
Molecular function (GO): piRNA binding; protein binding
Source: RefSeq, a predicted model, not a curated record
CUCCAGCCCAGGAGCCAGAGAGCCACCGCUUCCAAGACCUACGUUGCAGCUUUGCUAUCUGGAUACCAAUGAAAAAAUACCCUCGUUGAGACUUUGCUGCCUUUGAAGUCACUGGGAACAUGAGUGGACGGGCCCGCGUGAGGGCUCGAGGCUUGGCCCGCAGCCUCGGUGCCACGGACGUGGGGCGCAUCCCGGCCUCGGCGGCGUCGCCUCCUUCUGUUGCUCUUAGUGACAGUGAAGCAUCUUCUAGCACUGACCCCGUGGGAACAAGCAGGAUUUCACAGAAAUAUGCAGGUGGUAUAUCUUCUGGAGAUGCUGGUUGUGCCUUCAAGGAGAGAGGUGGGAAAAUCAGAGGAGACAUCAUGGAUUUGGCUGUUUGUACUCGAGAGACAUUGGCCCACGUGAGAGACUGCAAAACAGGUUCCAGUGGAAUACCUGUGAAGCUGGUCACAAAUCUCUUUAAUUUAGACUUGCCCCCGGACUGGCAGCUGUACCAGUAUCACGUGACUUACAGUCCCGAUAUAGAAUCUAGGAGGCUGCGAAUUGCUCUGCUUUAUAGUCACAGGGAACUUUCCAGCAAGGCAAAAGCAUUUGAUGGUGUCAUCCUUUUUCUUUCGCAAAAGCUAGAAGCAAAGGUCACAGAGUUGUCCACUGAAACUCAAAGAGGCGAGACUGUGACGAUGACUAUCGCGCUGACGAGGGAGCUGCCGGCAAGUUCUCCCGUGUGCAUCCAGGUCUUCAAUAUCAUCUUCAAGAAGAUCUUAAAAAAGUUGUCCAUGUACCAAAUUGGACGGAACUUCUAUAAGCCUUCUGAGCCGGUGGAAAUUCCCCAGCACAAAUUAUCCCUUUGGCCUGGGUUCGCCGUUUCAGUAUCACAUUUUGAAAGCAGGCUCCUGUUUAGUGCUGAUGUGAGUUAUAAAAUACUCCGGAACGAGACGGUUCUGGAGUUCAUGACUGAUCUCUGCCACAAGACCGGCAGGUCCUGCUUUAUCGAGACGUGUGAGAAAGAGCUGCUUGGGCUCAUUGUCCUCACAAGAUACAAUAACAAGACCUAUCGCAUCGAUGACAUUGACUGGUCCGUGAAGCCCACACACACGUUCCAGAAGCGGGAUGGCACUGAGACCACCUACGUGGAUUACUACAAGCAGCAAUAUGACAUUACCUUAUCUGACCUAAGCCAGCCAGUGCUUGUGAGUCUGUUGAAAAGCAAGAGAAAUGAUGACACUGAGGCUCGGAUGAUCCACCUGAUUCCCGAGCUCUGCUAUCUAACAGGGCUUCCCGGCCGGGCAACCUCUGAUUUCCAGCUGAUGAAGGCUGUGGCCCAGGAAACGCGUCUCGGUCCUCUGGGAAGGCAGCAGCGUGUGGCCAGGCUCGCAGAUGACAUCCAGAGAAACAAGGAUGCUCGUUUUGAGCUCGAGACCUGGGGGCUGCGCUUCGGAUCCCAGAUGUCUCUGACUGGCCGGGUCGUGCCUUCAGAAAAAAUCCUCAUGCAAGACCAUAUAUGUCAACCUGUGUCUGCAGCUGACUGGUCCAAGGAUAUGCGAGCUUGCAAGAUUUUAAGUGCACAGUCUUUGAAUAAAUGGCUGAUUAUAUUUAGUAACAGAGCUGAAAGUGUGACGGAGAGCUUUCUGAACUGCUUGAGAAGAGUUGGAAGUCCUAUGGGAUUUAAGGUGGAUCACCCCAAAAUCAUAAAAGUACAAGAAAAUCCAGCUGCGUUUCUUCACGCCAUACAGAAGCAUGUGGAUCCUGAGGUUCAGUUGGUGAUGUGUAUUCUGCCUUCUAAUCAGAAGAGCUAUUAUGAUGCCAUUAAAAAGUACCUGAACUCCGACUGCCCGGUCCCCAGCCAGUGCGUGCUUGCCCAGACACUCAGCAAACAAGGAAUGAUAAUGAGCAUUGCCACCAAGAUUGCCCUGCAGAUGGCCUGUAAACUCGGCGGCGAGCUGUGGGCUCUGGAGAUCCCUUUGAAGGCCCUGAUGGUGGUUGGGAUUGCCGUCUGUAAAGAUGCUGUUAGCCAGGGAACGGUGGUGGUGGGAUUUGUGGCCAGCACCAACCCCAGAAUCACCAGGUGGUUUUCCCGCUGUAUCCUUCAGAGAUCAACAGCUGAUAUUGCAGAUUGCUUGAAAGUCUUCAUGACCGGAGCACUCAACAGAUGGUACAAGCACAACCACGGCUUGCCAGCCCGGAUCAUUGUGUACCGGGACGGAGUAGGGGAUGGUCAGCUGAAAACACUCAUUGACUAUGAGAUUCCCCAGCUGCUGGCCAGUGUGACAGACGCCAGUUCGAAUACCAGCCCCAGACUGUCGGUGAUUGUGGUCCAGAGGAGGUGCACGCCGCGGUUCCUGACGGAGAGCGGCCGGACGCUGGAGAACCCGCCCCUUGGCACUGUCGUGGAUCUGGAAGCAACUCGGCCUGAAUGGUAUGACUUUUACCUGAUCAGCCAGGUGGCCCGUCAGGGAACCGUGAAUCCCACCUACUAUAACGUCAUCUAUGAUGACAAUGGCCUGAAGCCCGACCACAUGCAGAGACUCACCUUCAAACUGUGCCACCUGUACUACAACUGGCCGGGCUUAAUCAGUGUUCCAGCCCCGUGUCAAUAUGCCCGCAAGCUGACCUUUCUGGUGGCACAGAGCAUCCAUAAAGAACCGAGUUUGGAAUUAGCCAAUUCUCUCUUCUACCUGUGAUGACACGAAGCACUGACAUCCUUAGAGGAAGGAUCUGAGGAGCACUUGGUGUGCUUUGUACAAAUCCACCAGGAGCUCGAGGCUGUGACCGGAAGGAGAUUUUUAGUUUUAAAUAACUUCUGGGAAAAAAAAAAAAAAAGCCCAAAAACCUUAAUCUAAAAUGGUUCAAAAGAAAUGUACCCUGUGCUUGGGGGUGAAUUCUCAUUUUGGUAUGUGGAAUUAAAAUGUAGCAUCAUCUGUAAGUAAUACCACAAAGCUGAAUAUGCUCUCAGAAAAUACGUGUUCGUGUGAUGACUUGAUGGUAGGUAAAUUGGGUCUAAUUUCUACCCUCGGUUUUGCAGAAGUUUUCUUAAGUAAUGUUAUAGAGUGUUUUGUGGAGUGGCUUAAAUCAUUGUUAAAAAAUAAAGAAAAUUCAGAGCAUCA